CCGGCCCGGCCCGGCCCGGCCCCAGCGCCGCGCGCCGCUGCCCGCGCGCCCCUCCGCGGCCUGCGCGCCCGCCCCCCUUUCCCUCCCCCCGGUGACGUCCGGGUCCUGCCCGUCUGAAAACUCCGCGCCGCGGCGGCGGAGGCGGCGGCGGAGGAGGAGCAGCGGCGGGGCGAGCCGAGGCGGCGGCGGCCCGAGCGGGAGCCCGAGCGGGAGCCGAGCGGCCGCGGGAGGGACGGAGGGAGCGGCGGGAGCGCGGGGGCGGCCCCGGGCGCCCCGGUCCCCCCGGUCCCCGCGCCCCGCUCGCCCGCUCGCCCGCUCGCCGCGCUCGGAAGAUGGUGGCGGCGCCGUGCGCCCGGAGGCUGGCCCGGCGCUCGCACUCGGCGGUGCUCGCGGCGCUCACGGUGCUGCUGCUGCAGACGCUGGUCGUGUGGAAUUUCAGCAGCCUGGACUCGGGGGCCGGCGAGCGCCGCGGGGGCGCCGAGCAGCCGCCCCCGGCCCCUCGCCGCGAGCGCCGGGACCUGCCAGCCCAGCCGGCUGCAGCCCGAGACGGCGGCGGAGCGCGGGGCCCCCCGGCGCGGACGCGGGGAGGCGGCCCCGGAGAAGCCCGGGCGAGGCGGCCGGCCAGCCGGGGGCCGCUGCCUGCGCGGGCGCUGGACCCACACGCGAGUCCUCUGAUCACCCUGGAGGCCCAGGAUGGCUACUUGUCUCACCGGCCGAAGGAGAAAGUGCGGACAGACAGCAACAAUGAGAACUCUGUCCCCAAAGACUUCGAGAAUGUGGACAACAGCAACUUUGCCCCCAGGACUCAGAAACAGAAGCACCAGCCCGAGCUGGCUAGGAAGCCGACCGGUCGGCAGAAGCAACUUCUGAAGCGUAAGCUGGAGCAGGAGGGCAAGGGGCACCCCGUCCCCGGGAAGGGGCCCAACGAGGCGCUGCCCCCCUCGGACAAGGCCGCCGCCAACAGCAGCCGUGGGAAGGAAGCUUCCCGGCCGCCGCAGUCCAGGAAAGUUGGGGGCAGCUCCCCCGAGAGCAGACACGAGCAGCCCCCCAAGUGUGACAUUUCGGGCAAGGAGGCCGUGUCCGCCCUAUCGCGUGCCAAGUCCAAGCACUGCCGCCAGGAGAUCGCGGAGACUUACUGCCGCCACAAGCUGGGGCAGCUGAUGCCCGAGAGGGUGACGCGCCUCUGCCCGCUGGAAGGCAAAGCCAGCAGGAGCGUGCAGUGGGACGAGGACUCCGUGGAGUACAUGCCGGCCAACCCAGUGAGGAUCGCCUUCGUGCUGGUGGUGCACGGCCGCGCCACCCGGCAGCUGCAGCGCAUGUUCAAGGCCAUCUACCACCGGGACCACUUCUACUACGUCCACGUGGACAAGCGCUCCAACUACCUGCACCGCCAGGUGCUGCAGCUCGCCCAGCUAUACGACAAUGUGCGCGUCACGCCCUGGAGGAUGGCCACCAUCUGGGGAGGCGCCAGCCUGCUGGCCACCUACCUGCAGGCCAUGCGGGACCUGCUGGACAUGGCCGACUGGCCCUGGGACUUCUUCAUCAACCUCAGUGCCGCCGACUACCCCAUCAGGACGAAUGACCAGCUGGUGGCCUUCCUCUCCCGAUACCGAGACAUGAAUUUCUUGAAGUCACAUGGCCGGGACAACGCAAGGUUCAUCCGCAAGCAGGGCCUGGACCGCCUCUUCUUGGAGUGUGAUGCCCACAUGUGGCGGCUGGGGGACAGGCGCAUCCCCGAGGGCAUCACUGUGGACGGCGGCUCCGACUGGUUCCUGCUGAACCGCAAGUUCGUGGAGUACGUGACCUUCUCCACCGACGACCUGGUGACCAAGAUGAAGCAGUUCUACUCCUUCACGCUGCUGCCGGCCGAGUCCUUCUUCCACACGGUGCUGGAGAACAGCCCGCACUGCGACACCAUGGUGGACAACAACCUGCGCAUCACCAACUGGAACCGCAAGCUGGGCUGCAAGUGCCAGUACAAGCACAUCGUGGACUGGUGUGGCUGCUCGCCCAACGACUUCAAGCCCCCCGACUUCCACCGCUUCCAGCAGACGGCCCGACCCACCUUCUUUGCACGCAAGUUUGAGGCCGUGGUGAACCAGGAGGUGAUCGGGCAGCUGGAUUCCUACCUGUAUGGGAGCUACCCCGCAGGCACCCCGGGGCUUCGCUCCUACUGGGAGAAUGUGUACGAUGAACCCGACGGCAUCCACACCCUGAGUGACGUGGCGCUCACCUUGUACCACUCCUUCGCCCGCCUGGGGCUGCGCAGGGUGGAGACUUCGCUGCGCACCGAGAGUGAAAACAGCUGCAGGUACUACCCAAUGGGCCACCCAGCCUCUGUGCACCUCUACUUCCUCGCUGACCGCUUCCAGGGCUUUCUGAUCAAGCACCAUGCCACCAACCUGGCGGUGAGCAAGCUCGAGACCCUGGAGACCUGGGUGAUGCCCAAGAAGGCCUUCAAGGUGGCCAGCCCACCCAGCGACUUUGGGAGGCUGCAGUUUUCUGAGGUGGGUACGGACUGGGAUGCCAAGGAGCGGCUCUUCCGCAACUUCGGGGGCCUGCUGGGGCCCAUGGAUGAGCCGGUGGGCAUGCAGAAAUGGGGCAAGGGGCCCAACGUGACAGUGACGGUCAUCUGGGUGGACCCAGUCAAUGUCAUUGCCGCCACCUAUGACAUCCUCAUCGAAUCCACGGCCGAGUUCACCCACUACAAGCCCCCCCUGAACCUGCCUCUGAGGCCCGGGGUCUGGACGGUGAAGAUCCUGCACCACUGGGUGCCCGUGGCCGAGACCAGGUUCCUCGUGGCCCCUCUGACCUUCUCAAAUCGGCAGCCCAUCAAGCCCGAGGAGGCGCAGAAGCUGCACGCCGGCCCCCCACGCGGCGCCUACAUGGAGCAGAGCUUCCAGAGCCUGAACCCAGUGCUCGGCCUGCCGGUGCUGCCGGCCCAGCUGGAGCAGGCGCGCAGGAAGGCGGGCGUGGCAGGCGCGGGGCUGGAGCGCUGGCUGGAUGCGCUGGUGGGCGGCGUGUGGACAGCCAUGGACGUGUGCACGCCCGGGCCCAGCGCCUGCCCCAUGCUGCCCGCCUGCAGCCAGACGGCCUGGAGCUCCCUCAGCCCCGACCCCAAGUCCCAGCUGGGCGCAGUCAAGCCCGACGGGAGACUCAGGUAGCGACCAACAAGGGGUGAGGAGCCACCCCCCUCUUCUGGCAGAUUCUGUCCUGUCCCACUGUCUGGUCUGGGGUGGGGGCACCCCAAGGGUUCCACCAAGGCCCAUCUGCACACACUGCCCAUAGGGUGGCCCCUGUGCCCACCCUCCACCCAAGAAUGGGUGUGUCAGCCAGGCACCUCUGGGGGUGGGGGGAGUUCAGAGAAACCAGACUCUUCCUGCCACCCCCACGGGGGGCCCCAGACCAAGGGCAGAACUGGAAGGCUUUGCGCCACAAGACUCCCCUCAGUUGAGCAGCUGUGAGGCCGGGUCUCUGUGUCUGCUGGGCACGGGCAGACUCAGGGCAGCACCCUCCAGGCUGCACAGCGGUGCCCCCACCCGGCAGCCAUGGUCCAGACCCCUCGCCAGGUUCAAGGACGACUCAGGACAGGGCAGAGGGGCUCCCGGGUGGCACAGGACUGUAAACUGGGGUCGCUGACUGUGGGCCCCGGCCCCCCACCCCACCUGGGUCACACAGGCGCUACCUCACUGUGUCUGCUGAGAAGUUUACGGGGUGGGGGGGUCCCCAGACCUGCUGGAGCUGAAUGUACAAUCUAUGCAAACUGUCUCUGUCCCAUCUGUCUCUCAGAAGUAUUUUUGUACCUUGCAAAUGAGCUGCUGUACUCCUAGGCCAUGUCUGUACCCUGCACCCCCGUCUCCUCCCCACCCCUCAAAAAAGCCUUAGGUUUCUCCCUUUGGAAAUGUGGCCUUAAAAUUAUUUUGGGGACGCUGGCAGCCCUCGCAUGGGGUCUCCAUCCCCUUGGGCACCGUGAGUGGCGAGCGCUCAGUGGGGUAGGACGCUGCUUCCUGAGCCAGGCGAGGGUCUCGGGACGUGUCCCCAGGGCUGGAGCGUGACCACGUAUAGUCCUCCAGCUCCUGAGCCCCGGCCCCAGGACAGUCGCUGCACUCCAGCGCCACCCUCCUUAGUCCUUUUUUUAAAAAUAUGUUGUCAGUAGCAUUUGUUUUGGAUAAUUUUUUAGAGGCCUCAUAAUAAGUUAUUAUCAUCCCCUUUUUUUUUUUUUUUGCAAAGACACGUGGUGAUAUAGUUUUUAAAAAUAACUAUUUUGUUAUAGAUCAUAAUAUGCAUAAAACUGUACAGAAAUAUUUUGUAAUGUAUUGAUUUUAAAAAAGAAUCUGUAAAUAAAGUUUUAAAGAGAGAUAACCCCAAUGGCACACACUGAAAGAUGUAGAUAUUUUGCUAUUUAUUGAAAGGAGUAUUUUAAGAGAAAGUGACUGAGACCGGCCCCUCAUCAAAGUUCCCGCCUCUUAAGUUUCUCAUGGUUGAGAGUCUCAGAACCGACUGUACUACCCCCCAGUGAUUUUGUACCUGUUCUUUCAUUUAGCAGAAAAACAACAAAAUUGUGCCUUAGCUGGUUUUUUUUUUUUUUUUUUUUUUUUUUUUGUCGUCUAGGGGAGUUUUGUUUGUCUGACAAAGCAAAAAAAAAAAAUUUUUUUGCAGAAAACAGUGGAUGUAUUAAAUACUGUAUCAUACCAAAAACACUGCAAGUGUACAUAGAUGCUUUCUGUCAUACUGUGUUUUCUGAUGCAGAAUUUUAAAAUUAAAAAAAAAAA
Erinaceus europaeus (western European hedgehog) is the source of this 4772-nucleotide messenger RNA. RefSeq names its product xylosyltransferase 1 (gene XYLT1). Gene Ontology annotation, biological process: chondroitin sulfate proteoglycan biosynthetic process; heparan sulfate proteoglycan biosynthetic process. NCBI's taxonomy places the organism in Eukaryota, Metazoa, Chordata, Mammalia, Eulipotyphla, Erinaceidae. The transcript is spliced from 12 exons. Bases 333 to 3164 code for a protein of 943 amino acids. Gene Ontology annotation, molecular function: protein xylosyltransferase activity. Gene Ontology annotation, cellular component: membrane. The record is from RefSeq and is a predicted model, not a curated record.